Dibothriocephalus latus is the source of this 1104-nucleotide messenger RNA. The record is from the annotation of a GenBank genome assembly. Lineage: Eukaryota; Metazoa; Platyhelminthes; Cestoda; Diphyllobothriidea; Diphyllobothriidae.
AUGUCGCCACUGGCUCACAUACUCCUAGUGGCCAUGUUGGCCGUUCUCUACCGAUCUGUUCGAGUCUACUUUGGUGGCUGCGUCUGUUCCACAGAGGGUCGCCUGGACGGCGCGGUGGCCCUGGUCUACCCUGCCGACUCCGAUCUGGGCCUGCUGACAACGCGAGGCCUGGCCAGACGCGGGGCCACCGUGGUCAUGGCAUGCAGUCUAGUGGAGAAGUGCAACAGGGCGAGACGUCAGCUGCUAGACCAGUUCGGCCCCGGUUCGCAAGCUGCGCUCGACAACUUUGUCGGCGAAUCGAAGUUGCGUGAGGACCAGAUCUCCACAGUUGGGAUCAUAAUGCCCAAACAGGCAAGUGAUUGCAUUUUGACCUGCACCUGUACUUGUAGUAAAACUACUAGACAGACUGCGCUGCAAGUCUGGCAGCUGCAUCACGUCUCAGCAGCCUCCAUUAAGGAAUUCUGCAAGAAGUUCAGACACAAGUUCACCAAGCUGAACAUCCUCGUGCUGAACAGUGUUUACAUGUCCAAGACCUUCGACAAGACUGUCGAUGGACUGGAACGUCACAUUGGCCUCAAUUUUGUCUCCAGUUACCUGCUGGCGGAGAACCUUUUGCCGCUUCUACGACGUUCAUCAACUGCAGCACUCACCUCGCGUCUGGUCUUUGUGUCAUCGCGCCUACACGCGUUUGGAACGCUGCCAGAGGGCUUGACGGAGCCGGUGCCGCCGCUGCCCCAGUCAUUUGAUUGGUGGAAAGCUUACACCUCCAGUCAGCUACUGACCGUCACCUACGCCAGCUACCUCAAGAGCCGGGAUACCCAAUCAAAAGUCGCUAUUGCCGUGGUUCAUCCCGGCUUGGAGGCCGGAUUAAUCAACAAGGUCUUCUGGAAGCCUUUUGGAUACAUCUUCUCCUGGUUCGGUAAGUCGGCAUGGCAAGCUGCCCAAACAACACUAGCAUUUCUGCUUCAGCAACAGAAUCCGGAAGAUCUGUACUUUGCAGAGUGCCAAACAGCAGAAUUACACCUUCAAGAAGCUGGAGAGGACCUACUCGGCCGUGUUAGAAACGACUUAAAACGCCACCUUCUCCCCACAGUGUACGCGUGA